Molecule: messenger RNA, 1811 nt
Organism: Macroventuria anomochaeta
Lineage: Eukaryota; Fungi; Ascomycota; Dothideomycetes; Pleosporales; Didymellaceae
Exons: 1
Coding region: 195-1595 (466 amino acids)
Source: RefSeq, a predicted model, not a curated record
CCGUGGGUCCUGCUAGCAUAGCGUGCAUGCGUCGGUGCCCUGGGCGCCUUCCUCCAGCCAUCACAACACGAACAACGCUCCUUCAACACCACGCUCACUCCCGCCAUGUAAUACCAUCCCCAUAGCUUUAAUAUCUAAUAGACCACACCGAUGCCUAUCCUCACGCUACACACUGUAUUUCACCGACUGCCACGAUGCGCAUCCCCCUAUUCAGGAUAUGGUACUCGACAACGUACACAACGCUUCUCAUCAUACUCCUGAUCUUGCUGUGUGUGUCGCCCGGCGAUAUCAUAUACCAGACUAUCCGAACCAAUGAGAUACCGAAGCUCUUCGUUAUUGGCGGGGUCUAUGUAUUCACGGCGCUUAUCGUGAUACUCAUUUACUCGACGCGCAUCUACACAAACCGCAGCGUCCUGCAGGCUAUCCCGAAGCCAUAUGUACCGGUGGAGGAAGGCGAAGUGGGGAAGAUGGUGCGCAGGAUGAUCGUGAAGCAUCUUAGGCGGAGCGCAAUCGUGGCAUGGGAGUCGCGACCGAGAGAUGUUAGGGGUGAGGCUGAUGCUGGAGAGGAGACAGACGAAGAGCUGGACGAGGGUAGACCAGGCACUGCAGAGAGGGAGAAGGAGAAAGAAAAGACUAAGAAGCAUAAGAGCGGUCAUGGGGUGUCCGAUGCGACAAUCCUUCCUAUAAGCGCAAAGUCACCACCAUGGGGUCACAUCUCUCACCCGGGUUGGGCCUCACCAGCGGUGCCCGACCUACCAAAUCUUCAGUACUGGAGCGUCAUAUGCGAACUCCCCAACCUCAUCGAAGCCAAAGCAGUCUCCCUUGCGCCGCCUGACCCGACUGUCGAAACGGGCUCGAUCCAGUUCCCGCACGAAACACCUCUCCUCCCAGAUGCGCAAAUCGUCACAUUGCUACAACGUCCUCGCGCAAUGGGUCUGCGCUCCUACCUUGCGCGUCUCUCUGAGCUCGGCCUUCUGAACCCACCAUCUCUCGGACCCGCUUUCCUCGCGCAAUACGAACACGCGCGCUUCUCGACCGUAUGCCUCACCGAAACACAAUUCAAAGACAUCAUGUCCAUAUUCGCGGACAUACUAAACGGCAUGACCGAGCUCGACUCAGACCUAAUCGAAGACCUGCGCGCACAUAGCCUAUACAGCGACACCCGCAGCCUCGCACCUACACAAUCGUCGUCCAGCAGAUCAACAUCGGGAAGCAGCAGUAGCUCGUCACAAUCACUCCCUCUUCACCCCACGGCCCAACUCGCACACCAACCCUCCUCGUCCUCGCUCUCCAGCAGCCUAAGCAGCAGCAGCGGCGCGUCCUCACACUCCCCGCAAACCCUCCGCACCGCACCCUCACGGCAAGCGCAAAGAAGUUCAGGCAUCUACGGUACGCCGCGCACGCCAUCUGCAGUCUCUUUCCGGACGCAAUCAGAUAGAGGUUCAGUGGUGGUGAGAGAGCCUCGGCGCAGCCCGAGCACGAUACUGCCGAACUCGUCGACGAGUUCGUUGGGCUCCGGGAGGAGCGUGAUCAGAUUGCAUCCGAAUCCGAAUGAGGGGGAGUUGCCGUAUCAGUAUGAUAUCCAAGGAGGGUGAGGCCAAGAUGAUGGAUUAAGAUCGCAACAACAACAACAACAACAACAACAACAACAACAACAACAACAACAACAACAACAACCAGCCUAUCGACCACGCGCAUUGUGAACCUAUCGUGGGUGUUUGAUGCAGCGCACCAGCGAGGUGAACAUUCAGCAACAGCAUCUUGGUGCGGAGAGGAGAUGAAGCGGUGUGUACUAUGUUUCAGAGCAGAAA